This is a messenger RNA of Nothoprocta perdicaria, 357 nucleotides long. RefSeq names its product protein S100-A7-like. The transcript has 2 exons. Bases 1 to 357 code for a protein of 118 amino acids. NCBI's taxonomy places the organism in Eukaryota, Metazoa, Chordata, Aves, Tinamiformes, Tinamidae. The record is from RefSeq and is a predicted model, not a curated record. Gene Ontology annotation, molecular function: calcium ion binding.
AUGUCCGUCGCUGCCACCAGCCUUUCCCAGCCCCGGCGGCUCCCGGGAAACUGCAGCAUGGAGACAGCGCUGAAGACCAUCGUGGACGUCUACCACCGCUACAGCGCGCGGCAGGGCGAGCUCGACCUGCUCAGCUCCCAGGACUUCCAGCAGCUGCUCACGGAGCAGGCGCCCACCUUCCUGGCUGCCUGCGGCAGGAGCCGCCACGGCUACUUGGAGAAGCUCUUCAAGGAGACCGACGUCAACCGGGACCGCGAGCUCUCCUUCGAGGAGUUCUGCAUCGUGCUGGCCAAGCUGGCCGAUGACGCCCAUCGCAUCAGCCACGGCAGCGAGCGCUGCGGGCAGGAGGCCGACUGA